Messenger RNA from Miscanthus lutarioriparius, 2913 nucleotides. The record is from the annotation of a GenBank genome assembly. Lineage: Eukaryota; Viridiplantae; Streptophyta; Magnoliopsida; Poales; Poaceae.
AUGGCUCGCAAAAGCACUCAUCACGCCUCAUGGUUGCAUUUGCAUCUAGCUGUUUGUCUCAGCUUCCUCCUUUUGGCAAGCCACCAGCUCCCAAGUUGCUCCCUUGCACUGUCAGAAACUAUCAGCAGAUCAAGCGGCACCUCACGAGUCCCAGCACUAUGCCGCUCGCAGGAGGCUGCGGCGCUCCUCCAGCUGAAGGGGUCCUUCGCAUUCCCCACAGCCACAGAUAGCUGCGAUGUCAAUACGACGUUGUCGUCGUGGAGAUCAGGCACUGACUGUUGCCGGUGGGAAGGCGUCAGCUGCGACGGUAUCACGGGGAGAGUUACUGCCCUCGACCUGUACAGCAGUUGCCUGAAGGUCUGCAGCGGCCUUCACCCUGCUCUCUUCAACCUCACCUCCCUCCGGUACCUCAACCUGGAGGGCCUCGACCUUUGCGGCUCACAACUUCCAGAGUCGGGUCUUGAGAGAUUGACCAAUCUUCGAGUCCUCAUGUUAGAGAGCUGCAAUCUUUCUGGUUCGAUCCCACCUUCCUUUACGGGUCUUCAUUCCCUGCAAGAGAUUCAUCUCAGUCACAACACGUUAAACGGCAAUAUCUCUAAUCUGUUCUCUGCUCAUAGCUUCCCACAUUUGAGAGUCCUUGACCUUUCUUCAAAUAUGUUCGAGGGAACGUUUCCGCUUGGGAUCACUCAACUAAAAAAUCUCAGGUUUCUAGAUCUUAGCUCCACGAACCUCUCUGGUGGUAUUCCAAACUCCAUAGGGAAUCUCUCGUUACUGAAGGAAUUACACCUUUAUGAUAACGGACUCUCCGGGGGCCUGCCUUGGGAGCUCAGCAAUUUGACAUACUUGACCGUACUAGAUUGUUCAAAUUCUAGUUUAUCUGGACAACUUCCGUCACUUACAAGUUUAAUACGGCUGCAACGUAUCUCGGUUUCCUCCAACAACCUCAUGGGGACAGUACCCGCAACCAUAUUCACCCUGCCAGCAUUGGUGGAACUACAUCUGCAGGUGAACAACUUUUCCGGUCCGGUCGAGGAGUUCCAUAAUGCAUCUGGCACAUUGUUUCAAGUUGACUUGAGUAGCAAUCAGCUGACUGGUACAAUUCCAACCUCAUUCUUGGAGCUCACUGCUCUUGAUACCAUUGCUCUCGACUCCAAUCAUUUCACAGGGACGGUGAAUCUAAGUAGCUACUCUAGGCUAAGAAACCUCGCUAAAUUUACAGCCUCUGGUAACAGCUUGGUAUCUAUUGUCGGAGACGAACCCUGGACCAGUGGUAGCAGUAAUAGUAGUAUUUCUGAGUUGGCGUUUGCAUCCUGCAGCCUAACUAGGUUACCUAGUGUCAUAAGACAUCUACCGUUCCUUGACUGGCUGGAUCUGUCUUAUAAUGGCAUCGGUGGCAACAUACCUGACUGGAUCUGGAGAAACAUGAGCACGUGGUUGGACCUUUCUCACAACAUGUUCACUGAGGUGGCACAGCCCCCUGCUUACACUGUCAUAUCGCACAUUGAUCUUAGCUUCAAUAGGCUCCGCGGUGCCGUGCCUUCGCCUUCGCUUCUCUCUGCGUUUUACCUUGAUUACUCCAACAACAAAUUCUCUUCCAUGCUGCCCGGCGAUUUCCUCACGCUUUAUGGUACUGCACCCUCCAUCAACUUGGCAAACAACCAACUAGGUGGGACUAUUCCGUAUGCAGAGUGUGACCAGUUUCAUUACGAGGAGCAGGACGGUGAGGCUCUUCGAGAUCUCGACCUAUCCGGUAACAACUUCAGCGGGGAGGUCCCACCUUACGUGCUUAGAGGCUGCAAUAAUGCCCUGCGGGUGCUAAACCUGAGGGGCAAUCGCCUCGAGGGAACGUGGCCCCAGGAGAUGGACGGGACAUGUAGACUGGAGGCCGUAGAUUUACAUGGAAAUCAGAUCCGAGGGCGCUUGCCAAGAUGGCUAGCUAACUGCAGAGAGUUGAAUGGGCUCGAUGUCGGCGGCAACAAUUUCAUGGAUUCUUUCCCGUCAUGGCUAGGAAACCUCCCUCACCUUCGUGUGCUUAUCCUGAGAUCCAACCAGUUUUACGGUCCAGUGACGACAGUGAGCAUGGACCCUCAUAGUCAUAGGAAGAAUCACUCGAGGUCUGCUUACUUCUCCAGUCUCCAAAUCAUUGACCUUGCAGAAAAUGGCUUCUCUGGAGUGCUACCACCGGGACUCUUCUACAGUUUCAAGACCAUGGCUCAGGCCAGCACAGUGCACAAAGUACGUGAGAUAACAGUGAUAGGUGAACAGGGUGAGACUGACAUACAUCAGGAACGACGAAAUCCGGUCGAGGUCGCCAUGAAGCAGCAAUACAUGAGGAUGCUUGAAGACCAACAACUCGACCUCAUGCUGAUUGACCUGUCCAACAACAGAUUCAGCGGUUCCAUUCCAAGGACGGUGGGCAACCUGACUGCCCUUCUCGUGCUCAACCUGUCGCGCAACGCCUUCACCGGGGAAAUCCCGGUGGAGCUCGGCCUCCUGUCGCAGGUCGAGUCGCUGGACCUCUCGUGGAACCAUCUCACGGGGGAGAUCCCACAGUCGCUGGCCUCGCUGACGGCCCUCGAGUGGCUCAACCUCUCCUACAACGACCUCAGCGGGAGCAUACCUUCGGGCACCCAGUUCUCGACGUUCCCCAGCAGCUCCUUCCAGGGAGGCAACCGAGGGCUAUACGGAUGCCCGCUUCCCGUGCAGUGCAACCUGACGCGUCCGCCGUCGGCCGCCAAGGCUCCGCCGCCGUUGCAUGUGCCCGGUGGAGAACCUGCUGACCACAGGUCCCAAGUUGUCGUGCUGUGCCUCUUCGUUGGUUCUGGCUUUGGGCUGGGCUUCGCGCUGGCCAUUGUUUUGCAGGUGGUCUGCAGCAGGAGAGGCGCCAGGAAAUGGCUGUGCAGAGCCAACUAG